Molecule: messenger RNA, 809 nt
Organism: Podarcis raffonei (Aeolian wall lizard)
Lineage: Eukaryota; Metazoa; Chordata; Lepidosauria; Squamata; Lacertidae
Gene: SDHAF3
Product: succinate dehydrogenase complex assembly factor 3
Exons: 3
Coding region: 262-648 (128 amino acids)
Biological process (GO): mitochondrial respiratory chain complex II assembly; succinate metabolic process
Cellular component (GO): mitochondrial intermembrane space; mitochondrion
Source: RefSeq, a predicted model, not a curated record
CGGCCCCGGGAUCCCCCCGACGUCGCCUUCCCAGACCCGGCGGCCUCAGGAUCUGGGGCUGCGAGUCUGCGACGCCCGCCUUUUCCUUGCGCGCGUUUUAGGAUUGUUUCCCCCCUCCCGGCUGCACGCCUUCCGAUCUCUUCUGGAUCCCCGCCGUUUGGUGUCCAUAGCGGCGUCUGAUCCGGAGGCGAACACUGGUCCAGACGCAACCAGCAACACCUCCCAUAGUCCUGUUUAGCCUGGUGGCAUUUCUCAGCGGUUAUGCCAGGCAGCCUAAACCAUCAUGUCUCCCGGGUAAGGACUUUGUACAGGAAGAUCCUGCAGUUGCACCGAGCGUUGCCACUGGAGUUGAAGACCCUGGGAGACCAGUAUGUGAAAGAUGAGUUCAGGAGACACAGAUCUGUUGGUCCGGAAGAGGCUCAGUGCUUCCUGCGGGAAUGGGAGAACUAUGCAGCGACGCUGUCUCAGCAAACUAACCCAAAGACACAGGACUCUACAAGUCAUCCUCGUUUUGGGUCCCACCUUCCAGAAGAUAAGCUUCAUACCCUACGAGAUGAACAAGUUGGGCAGCUCCAGGAACUGAUGCAAGAAGCUACCAAACCCAAGAGACAGUUUAAUAUUUUGGAUGACACAGAUCACAAAAAUUGACGUAUUACUUUGGAUAUGCUUUUAAGUAGGGUGGUGGGGUGUUUUUGUUUUGUUUUUGGUGUCACUUUAGCUCUGUUUUGGAAGAGAUUUUCCCUCCGAAGAAUAAAUGAAACUGAUGUUCACCCUUUCUGUUUUAUUUCAGCCUCCAGGGAUACGUAUGA